Molecule: messenger RNA, 1263 nt
Organism: Nerophis lumbriciformis (worm pipefish)
Lineage: Eukaryota; Metazoa; Chordata; Actinopteri; Syngnathiformes; Syngnathidae
Source: RefSeq, a predicted model, not a curated record
AUGGCCAAGUGGUUCAAGGAGCACCUCGGUUUCAAAACUACCAAAGCACCCCCGCCGGCUCCCCCGAAGCCGGACUACCGACACUGCCUCACCGGUGUGCCCGGCGCGCCUGGCUUCCAACCGGGAACCACUUUCACGCUGAGCCCCGCUCAACCGGACAUUCUCGCCGCGUACAAACUCCAGAAGGAGCUGGACUUCGAGGAUCCGUACACUCCCGGUGGGAAUAUCGCCUUCACCGCGAGCUCGCCGGACAUCAAGUACGUCUCGCCGAAGCACCGACUCAUCAAGGUAGAGACUGUGGACAAGAGCAACCCGGCGCCGGGUGCUGGCGGUGGAAGCGGCGGGGUUGUGGCGGUCGUUCAAACCGUCGCCGUAGGCAGCGUGAAAUCUCCCACGUCGCCCCCCACGGAGCAGGACAGCAAGGAGAAGCUCAUUAUCCUGGAGGACUACGCUGACCCUUUUGAUGCAGAGCAGGCCGGCGGCACGCAGGUCAGCACGGAGAAGGUAACCACUGAGAACGAUGGUUACAUGGAGCCAUACGAGGCCCAGAAGAUGAUGGCAGAAAUUCGAUCCAGCAGUCGCGGGCCAAAGGACGGUGUCACCAAGCAGCUUCCUCUGUACGACACCCCAUACGAGCCCACCGAGAACGGAGGAGACUCUGACCCCGAACGUUCGCGCUGCCCCCGAGAAAGUCGACUGCCUCAGGACGACGAGCGGCCGGCCGAAGAGUACGAUCAGCCCUGGGAGUGGAAAAAGGAGAGGAUUUCCAAAGCCUUUGCAGUCCAGUUUGACGGUGUGGAGAAGUCUCGAAUGUCGCCCACCAAGGAUGGUAAAACCCGUCCGUUGCAGCGACAUUCCAGCGGCUGCUUGGUGAACACCAAAAUGACGUCAGCCGAGCAACCCGCCUCAUCGGUAGGGGAACGUGUCGAUCCCAGCAUGGCCUUGGAAAGCCAAUUCUGGUACCACGGCGCCAUAAGUCGGACGGAUGCAGAAUGUCUCCUCCGGCUGUGCAAGGAAGCGAGCUACCUGGUGCGGAACAGCGAAACCAGCAAGAAUGACUACUCUCUCUCGCUUAAGAGCAGCCAGGGCUUCAUGCACAUGAAGCUGUCCAGGACAAAGGAGAACAAGUAUGUCCUUGGCCAAAACAGCUGCCCUUUCGACAGCGUGCCCGACAUCAUCCACUUCUACUCAAGCCGCAAGCUGCCCAUCAAGGGUGCUGAGCACAUGUCCCUGCUGUACCCCGUUGCCAUCAGGACACUAUAG